This is a messenger RNA of Betta splendens (Siamese fighting fish), 3016 nucleotides long. It is a transcript of the gene dnai4, whose product is annotated as dynein axonemal intermediate chain 4. Gene Ontology annotation, cellular component: axonemal dynein complex. Lineage: Eukaryota; Metazoa; Chordata; Actinopteri; Anabantiformes; Osphronemidae. Gene Ontology annotation, molecular function: dynein light chain binding; dynein heavy chain binding. Gene Ontology annotation, biological process: cilium movement. The transcript is spliced from 17 exons. Bases 80 to 2431 code for a protein of 783 amino acids. The record is from RefSeq and is a predicted model, not a curated record.
GCAGGCGCUUGGAGCGUCUCGUUGCCAUAGCAACUUGUUGGAGAAGUCUUGCGACAUUAGUUAGUUAGUUGUUAGAGAAAUGUCUACCUCGUUGGCAAAAGAAGAAACAAAGAAAAUGCGCACCCUGGUGCUGAGACCCUCCUCCCGAACCAUGAAUACGUCCGUGUCAGGAGCACACGGACCCAACCAAAGUACCAGGCGCAGGAGCAGCAUCGUUGCUUCCCCGAGCAGGAGGCGCUUCAGUCUGGGCGGCGGUAGCAAAGUUCUGCUGGAGAAAAGCGUCAUUCAGACCCCGAGACAAGCUGCUCGAGUGUUUGAUGAAGAAGGCAAUGACGUCACUCCUCAGCCACUUUACCAGGUGGACCCAGGAGCAGUGCCCACCAAGACCAGCAGGUUCUUCGUGGAUGAAAUCUCCGUGGGCUCAAACUCAGACCAGUCGUCAGUCACUGGGAGUUUCAAUGAGCCGUUUUCCAGGUCAGUGUUGGGGAGCAGCAGAAUAUCCAGCCAGUCCACCGACGAGUCAAUAAAUGAGGAGAUUGAAGAUACGCUGUUCAAACGAGGAGUGCACCUUAGCUACCCAGAUGUGCUGGGAAAACGAGAAAUAGUGAAGGAACAAGUGACAGAAGAAAUGUUGGAUGAGGUUAUAGAUGUCUACAUAUCUGAGACAGAGAUUGUUUCACUGUUGAACAUACCCAGCACAACUGUGUCAAUUGAUGCUGAGGACGCAGAAGCAAUCACGGAGCGAAACAGUCAAUAUGCUGAAAUUUGCAGGAACAGAAUGGGGAAUGAUAAAUAUGUGGAUCGAUCUAUUCAGACAUUGAAUGGAGCAGCUAAAAGCAAACAGGUCCAGUGUGACAGCAAGAUCCUGGUGGACUCAGCCACAACUGUUACCUCCUGGGACAUGUAUGACAGCGUCGAGCAGGAUGAAACAGGGAACAGACCUGAGCAGGACAAGGCUGACUAUCUGGAGUCUGUUGUGGAAACCAAUAGGAGUAUAGAGAUGAGCAUGUCAGUGGGCAGCACAGUCAGUUCAGCCAGUGCUUCUAGCUCACUGAGGGAAGUCGACCUCUAUGGGAGCCGUGUGAAUGCUGAGUCUGAUUUGCAGCAGAUAAUGUUAUCAGAGAGGUUUCAACAGUGCUUGUUAGUGAUGGAGAGGAGCAUCCUUGGAAACAUAUUUCAUUCUAAGCUGGCCACCUACAGACAGCUGCCUAUACUAGAAGACCCAGACAGUCCAGUGAAGCAUGGGGCUGAGGAGCAAAGGAAGGGGGAUGCAGAAAGUUGUGGAUCUCCAGCUCUGGAGCAUUUGUGGGUUUUUACCUGUGAGCUGAGCAGAGGGCUCAGUAUCAGCAGCAUGGCCUGGAACAAGAAGAUCCCGGACCUUGUGGCUGUGGGGUACGGUGAGCUCCAUUCCAGUAACCAAAAACCAGGACUGGUGUGCUGCUGGUCCCUCAAAAACCUAACGUGGCCUGAACGGAUCCUCCGCUGUGACAGUGCUGUGACGUCGCUUGAUUUCUCGGCCAGCAACCCUUGUCACCUGGCUGUGGGGACGCACGACGGCAACAUCGCGAUCUACAACGUGAGUCAGGACAACAAGUUGCAUAUUGUCAGCAGCAGUGGAUGUUCCAACAAGCACUGGGGUCCAGUGUGGCAGCUCAAAUGGAGCCGACAGGAGCUGAGCCUAACGGGAGAAGAGAAGGUGGAAUCGUUGUUCUCUGUGUCUGCAGACGGGAGGAUCCGCAAAUGGUUUGUCUUCAACAACGGCCUCGACAGCUUAGAUCUGAUGAAGCUCAAAAGGUUUCAUAACACAAAGAAGAAGGGGACAGGGAACAAUGCAGAGGAGAAGGCAGAGUCUUUUCUCUCAGCACUGACUUCUGGUCUGUGUCUUGACUUUCAUUCGUUGGACUCCAGUCUUUACGUAGUUGGUACAUCAGAAGGACUCAUCCACAAAUGCUCCUGUUCUAACAAUCAGCAGUGUUUGGAGACUUAUAAGAAACAUUUUUGUCCCGUGAAUGGCGUGGCAUGGAGUCCAUUCAGUCCUGAUGUAUUUCUGAGCUGCUCCUCUGACUGGACAAUCCAGUUGUGGAAGCAGGACCACCCCAGCCCUGUGCUAAGCUUCACCUCCACCCAGUCAGCAGUCUGCGACGUCAAGUGGUCUCCAAAGUGGCCAACUGUGUUUGGAGCUGUUAAUGAUGAACAGCUGGAGAUCUGGAACCUAAGUUCUAGCAUCCUGGACCCAGUCGCUGUGCAGCCUGCUGCCCCUGGUGUAAAUAUGAAGUCACUGCUCUUUGCGACACAGACAGACUGUGUCCUGGUUGGAGACAGUGAUGGACAAGUAACUGUCUACCAGCUGAAGAACCUCAGCACGGAUGAGAGGAGCCAGGUGGACAGUCUGGAAUAUAUUAUCUCCUCUGCAAAUCAAAAAGGCAACUGAGCUUAUCAACAGUGACAAACAUUGGUGUUGUUUAACCUCGGCUCAGUUGCUGGUCUUCCUUCAAACAGCACUGGAGCUGUGACACAGAGAGACCCAGUAGUUUUAUCAUCAUGAAGAAUCUGGAUCAGUACAUCGAAUCGUUUAACGCUUCAACAGGAUACAAUUGGACAUUGUAGAUGUUCUACCACUAUGGCAAACACAAACUUUUUAAUAUCAGCAACUUUCAUUUUUUAUUUUGAAAAUAAUCUCUGCAGCAAAACUGAAGACACCUACAGUAUCACCAAUAUGUAAAACGGAGAAAAUGAUCUGCAUCCGUUAAAUCAAUCAGUGAUUAGACAGCAAGGUAAACAUCAGCAGCAAUCAUGGUUGCACAUCACAAAAGAUCAGAUUCAUAUAUAAUAAUUCCUCAAUUCAAACUGAACAGCAUUGCAUAGAGUUCAUUCAUGUUGCCAACCAUUUUUUAUUAUGUUAAGAAUUCUCAUUUGAUCCAAAUUUCUGUUAUUGUUAUAAAAUUAUUAUAAAUUAUAAACCCUAAUUCCACUUAAGACCAAUAUCAAUCCAAUAAAAACUACUGUGAUUUCUUAA